This is a messenger RNA of Aspergillus steynii IBT 23096, 1798 nucleotides long. Its product is annotated as putative RecQ family helicase RecQ. Bases 41 to 1726 code for a protein of 561 amino acids. The transcript is spliced from 4 exons. The record is from RefSeq and is a predicted model, not a curated record. Gene Ontology annotation, molecular function: 3'-5' DNA helicase activity; nucleic acid binding; ATP binding. Gene Ontology annotation, biological process: double-strand break repair via homologous recombination. Lineage: Eukaryota; Fungi; Ascomycota; Eurotiomycetes; Eurotiales; Aspergillaceae. Gene Ontology annotation, cellular component: cytoplasm; chromosome.
CUCGCACUUCUUCGAUCCCCAAAGAUGCUUGGGAAAUAAAAUGGUAAGCGCCAACUUCAAGCGCCGUAAGGUCGAUUUGGACUUUUACCUGCACCGAGUCUUCCGCAAAAAGUCGUUCCGCCCUCUACAACGGGAGGUAGUUGCAGCAGCUGUCGAAGGACAUGAUGUCUUCUUGCAGGCGUCGACCUCCUUUGGGAAGAGCUUAUGCUUCCAAUUGCCUGCGGUAAUCAACCAUGGCGUCACUAUUGUCAUCUCGCCGCUUCUCGCAUUGAUGACAGAUCAAGUCAACGCCCUUCAAGCCAUAGGAGUCCCGGUGGCAACCAUCAACUCGACCACGCCGCUGGCAGAGCGACGAGAGAUCAUGUCAGACCUUCUCUCGGGCCAUCCCAGAACCCGUCUUCUCUACGUGACGCCAGAACUCUGCCAGACUGAGAUCUUCCGACGAAACCUGCAGACCAUCCAUAGCCAGGGAGAGCUAACGCGCAUCGCUAUCGACGAGGCUCAUUGCAUCAGUGAAUGGGGCCACGACUUCCGACCCGCGUACAAGGAGCUCUCCUGGUUCAAGCGCGUUCUUCAAACCCCAUCCGUGCCCAUCAGCGCCCUCACGGCCACGGCCACCCCGCGCGUCCGCUCUGAUAUCAUCAAUCUGCUCGGGUUGGACCCUGCGCAUCUGCGCAUCUUCAACACCCCGUCGGCUCGUCCUAAUAUCCACUAUGAGAUCCGCUUUCUCCAAGACUACGUCGAAGAUGCCGCAGACCCGCAAGACUUCCAGAUCAAGGAUCUCGUCUCGUGGUUCAAGUCCAUCCAAAGUCGUCGAGAGGCACGUUUGGGUGCCGCCACCGCGGCUUCCCUGCCCCCAAUCUCUGGGAUUGUCUACGUGUCGCUGCGCUCCGCCUCUGAAAAGCUCGCCAACGUGCUAUCAUCGGCGUGGGACGACAACAUCCGCGCCGUGGCCUACCACGCCGGCCUCUCUUCUCAAGAUCGCACCCGCAUCCAGACGGAAUGGACCUCGCCUCAACAGCGCACACAAGACACUGACACAAGCCAUCCAUCGCCGUCAUUUUACGUUAUCGUCGCGACGAACGCAUUCGGUAUGGGGAUCGACAACCCGCACGUCCGCUUUGUCGUCCACUGGAGUCCCCCACGCAGCUUCGAGGGUUUCGUCCAGGAAUCCGGCCGUGCCGGCCGUGACGGCCGCGCCGCCACCUCGAUCGUCUACUACAACACACAAGAGCGAGACCGCGUCCUCGACCGACUCCGCCGCGACGUCGAGAACGCAUACAACCGCGCCGGAGGCACCCGACCCGCAGGGAACGGGGCUUCGAACGAAAACCUCAACCCCAACGGCAACGGCAACGGCAAUGGCAACAGCAACCGCCUCUCCAACAUGGAAAACCAAUACGCACGACUCAAAAGCUUCCAGAAAGUCAUCCAGUACUGCGAAUCGACCUCGCGAUGCCGCCACGACAUGAUCAAGGAAUUCUUCGGCGACCUGGAGCUGGAAAUGAUGGGCUCGCAAGGUCCCGGGUCCGGGCCUGGACAUGGAAACGGCGCUCCCGGCAGUUCCUCGCCGUGCGACUUUGCCUGUGACUUCUGCAAAGAAGGACCGGGAGGACUGGCGAAGCGCAAGGCCAAAAUGCCGCCGGAGAACGACCUGGAGAAUUCCAUGGACUCCGGGGUCGCGUAUUACAUGCGGGACAUGUUUCCGGGGUCGUUUGGCUUCUGAGGUUUCCAUUUCUUCCCUAUCGUGUACAAUAGAUUGAUGUCCGGUGGACGAGGAUUUAUGUUUACUAAUGCG